AUGUCCGAUAAUUCGAGUUUCAAAUGCAAUCUAGAAUUCGAUUCCACUUGGGAAAUUUCAAAAUACAUUUUUCAAUUGAUAUAUUUAGUUCCUGGUGCGAUUUUCAUCGCUGAUAUGUUAUAUGUGUUAACUGUUAAGCAAUGGAAGUUCUAUACAGAUAAUUAUUAUAUUCGAAUUUUUGUUUUUGAAUUGAUCACGGUGAGUUAGACUAAGUUAUUCGAGCGGAGCGAGUGUAAACCGCUGUCUUCCGCUUUAGCGGCCACGUCAAUUCGUAGAGAACUACUAAUAAUCCCGACCGCUCGCGCUUCCGCGCUCAAACAAUCCCAUGUUUCCAGAGCCUAUUCCUAAUAAUCCAAGACAUUUUCUUCGGUCGUCUCACAAUGUACAUCACACCUUUUUGCCCAAUUCUCGGCCCAUAUUUCAAACAAAACCCAGCUCUUCUCAAAUUCCAAAUGGUUUCCCUGAACUAUGUCCGAGCCUCAAAAUCAGUAACUCAAUUCUUCCUCACUCUAAAUCGUAUGACUUGUGUAAUCUUCCCUACUUCUCAUCCAACCUAUUGGAGCAAAAAUAUAAAUCUAGUUAUUAUUUUGAAUAUUUUUCUACCAUUUGGUGCUAUCUGGAUCAUAAUGAUCAGUGAGGUUUAUCCGAAUCCUACAUAUGGUGGAUUCUCAUCAAACUACAAUCGAGCUAUCGAUUGGGCGACUAUUUCAAGAUUUCAGUCCCUAUAUCUAGUCAUCUCUAUGUUUUUCACUAUAAUCUUCACAAUUUUAACUUUCUAUGGCUUACGGAAACUGGCAAAACGUGUAAAAUACUUUGAAAAAAUCCUAUGCAUCGUCACAUUUUUCCUAACCUUCGGCUUCAUUUUCGUAGCCUGUUUUCAAUUUGUCUGGGUAUUCUGCUGGACUUGUUCAGAAACCUAUCCUUCUUUAUACAUGUUUCAAUUCCUAACCUAUGAUUUUCUCAAUGUUGGGUGAGGUGUAAACGCGGAGUGUCGUGAAAAUCACAUUUUUCUAGGACUCCAAUCGUUAUGGUAAUUAUAAAUAAGCAAUUACGUGCUCAUAUGUUCCCAUCUCAAAAAACUACAGAUACAAGGAUUCAAUUAAAAUCUAUUCCAAGUUUUCCAGCUAAACUUUGA
Messenger RNA from Caenorhabditis angaria, 1135 nucleotides. The record is from the annotation of a GenBank genome assembly. NCBI's taxonomy places the organism in Eukaryota, Metazoa, Nematoda, Chromadorea, Rhabditida, Rhabditidae.